AUGGGAAAAGUUAGCUCUAAACCAUCUCAACCCAGAAAAGAUAGAAGUUUUUCACAUCCUGAUGUUAAAAAAGAUCAAACUAUACAGAAUUAUAUGACAAAGAGAAAAUAUUCUGAUUCUUAUAUACUCCCUUUAGAUGAUGAUGAGAUUGAUAGAAUGAUUUUACAACACUAUAUUUUUCAAAAUUUUUGGAAAAGUGAUUUUUCUUCACCUAUUGAAAGUUCGUUAGAACGCGGUGCAAAAAUGUUGGACAUAGGAUGUGGUCCAGGAGUUCUUAUUCUUGAACUUGCUAGUAAAUAUCCAAGGUCACAUUUUACAGGAUGUGAUAUUGUCGCAAAUUAUCCUCUUCAUAUUAAACCUGGAAAUAGCACAUUCGUGAAGGCUAAUGUUAUUGAAGGGCUACCUUUUCCUGAUAAUACAUUUAUGAUGUUUGCACUAACGACGAAAGAUUGGCCAUUUGCCAUUAAGGAAAUGGUUAGGGUUACAAAACCAGGAGGAUGGAUUGAAAUAAUGGAAAGGGAUAUUUAUUGGUACAAUGAAGGGGAAGAUGUAAAAACUUGGAGGAAAAGGGUUGUUGAUGGAUUAAAAGCAGAAAAAGGCAUUGACCUUAUAAUAAGCCCACACAUGCCUAAUUAUCUUGCUGCAAAUAAAUCAUUAACCAACAUUUCAAGAGACGAGAGGGUCGAACCUUUGGGCUCAUGGGGUGGUGUUUUGGGUAAAGCUUAUGGAGAACUUAUAACGUGGGGUGCUAAGAACCUUUCAGAAGCUGUUUCUAAUAUACAAUUCUCAGAAGGAGACUAUAAUAUAUUAGUUGAUAUUGCGAUGAAAGACUUGAAUAGUAAUAAAGCAUUUGACAAAAGUCAUCGAUUUUGGGCAAUGAAAACACUUGAUUAA
Molecule: messenger RNA, 894 nt
Organism: Dentiscutata heterogama
Lineage: Eukaryota; Fungi; Glomeromycota; Glomeromycetes; Diversisporales; Gigasporaceae
Source: the annotation of a GenBank genome assembly